UAUGCGAGAGGCCCAGGGUUCAAUUCCCUGCUCUCCCCUCUUUUUUUACAUUUUUGAAUCUUUCAAUAUGAAAGGUUUAAAUUUUUUUGAUUGAUAUUGAUUAUUUAAUCAAUUAUCUUUCUAAUUGACUUAAAAAAUGAAACUUUAUAAUGGUUGGGUGUGGAUAAUUGAAGUGUUGAAGUUGUUGCAUCAACCUCUUUUAGUGUAAAUUUUGAAAAAAUUCUCAGUUGUUUUUCGAAAUUGAAUUUAUUUUUACAUUUGACUUAAAUUUCGCAGCAAUCAGAAUUUAAAAAGUGGAAUUCAAUUUUAUAUUUUUUUAAAAAUGUUAUAAUUUGUUUUUAUUUCUUUCUCCUUGUUCCUUUGAAAAGAUCAAUUAUCAAUCAUCAAUCAAAGAGAAUAACUUGAAACCAUGACUUCAUUAGAUAAAUUCUCUAAAUCAUCAAUUACAGUUGUUGAGAUUAUGGUAGAUGAAAUUUCAUUAGAUGAUAAUACUUUAGCCGCCGCUCAAAAAGUGGUUAAAGAUGAAGAAUUACCAAAAUAUCAACCAAGAAAUGAUGGUGUUGUUAAUGAUUAUGAUGAAAAAGUUGAAUAUCAAUGUCAUCCUGUUCAAUUGAAGUUGAAUCUUGAUAUUAAAGAAACUCCUAUGUGGUUAAAAUUACUUGAAUCAGAUGAUUCAGAAGAUAAGGUUCAAAUUUAUAAUAGUGACGCUGAUGAUGAUAAAGAAGAUGGAAUUAAUUUCAUUUUGGCUUUCUUUAUGGCUAUUCUUUUAACUGUGGUUUUGGUCAAAAAUUGUUAUGAAGCUGAACCAAUCUAUGAUAAAUCAUCAGAUGAAUCAAUUUAUUGUUUACAUAGAGAUUUCAAAACUUUAGCUGAGUUUGAAGAUUUCAUUCUUGUUGAAAACUUGGAUAAAGAAUCUUAUCAUACUAUUAAACAUAGUCAUUAA
Messenger RNA from Scheffersomyces coipomensis, 943 nucleotides. RefSeq lists its product as uncharacterized. The transcript is spliced from 2 exons. The record is from RefSeq and is a predicted model, not a curated record. Lineage: Eukaryota; Fungi; Ascomycota; Pichiomycetes; Serinales; Debaryomycetaceae. The coding region runs from base 410 to 943 and encodes 177 amino acids.